UUAACAAAGCAAAGCAUAUAUCAUUUUCUUAAUCCGGAGUGCACGCAGCCGCUUUAAUUUAAUUGGCAAGAGCAAAAUGCACACAGUGGAGACGCUCAGCAAGCGCCUCACUUCAGCUUCCUGAACAAUCCUCUGGUAGCCACAGAGGAGUUGUCGCUGUAGCAUGUCUUCAAGCUCGGCGAGGGAUGGCGCAGGCGGGAGCUCGCGGAACUACCGCAGCGGCUUCGCCAGGAACCUCGCGAGGCUCCCGUCCAGCAUCGUGGAAGGGCUGUCGAGGUCGAUAGCCCGCCGGGCUCCGAGGAGCCGCCCGCAGGGCAUCCAGGUCCCCCAGCACCACCAGCCGCCGCCGCAGUGGCCUCCUCUUCCAGCUGCCACUCCUACUCCUCCGCCUUUCGUGCCGGAGGAGCUGUUCUUCUUCAGCGCGUUCGAGCAGCAGUACGGCGGCCACCACCCGUUCUUCUACGGGUGCCGGCUCAGCGAGGUCCUGGCGAUCGCCCGGCGAGAGGGCAAGCACGUGUUCGUGUACCUCCACGACCCGGCCCACCCGUACACCGAGCCCUUCUGCCGGGGCACGCUCUGCUCGGACGUGGUGGUGGAGUUCCUCGACGCCAACUUCGUGUCCUGGGGCGCGGUCACCGGCAGAGGGGAAGGGUCGAGCAUGGCCGCGUCGCUGCAGCCCGGCAGCUUCCCGUUCUGCGCCGUCGUCGCCCCGGUCUCCAGCGAAAGCAUCGCAGUCCUACAACGGGUAGAAGGGCCGGUCACGCCGUCGGAGCUCGUGGAGAUGUUGCAGAGAACCAUCGACGAGCAACGCGUUGCUUUUCGAGCCUCGAUGGCUGACGACCAUGCUGCGGCAUUCAGAGCCUCUAGGGCUGAGGAGGAAGAGAGGAGGAGAUCGGCUCUACGGCUGCGGCAAGAGCAGGACGCAGCUUACCUCGAGUCACUUCGGAAGGAUCAGGAAAAAGAAAGAUCCAAAAGGACUCUUCAGGAGGGAACCGCAAGGCCAAAGCCAAAGCCAAGCACGAAAUAUCCUGGCCAGGCAGGUAGAGAAACUAGCAGGACAACCCAGAUCAGAGCACCUGCGCAUAAGGAAACUGUACCUUCACACACAACGGAAGCAAACACCAAGGUAAUGAUAAGAUUUCCCAACGGCGAGAGAAGGCAGCAGAGCUUCCGUCACACGGACACAAUAAGGGAAAUCUACAAGUAUGCUAAUUCCUUGGGCAUACCUGGCAUAGGAAAGUAUCAACUUGUAAGGAGCUACCCAAGGAAAACCUACGGGCAUCAGCAGCUGGAGAUGAAUUUUGGAGAUGCAGGUUUCCAUCCGAGUGUGACACUGUACAUUGAGCAACUUUAGUAAAACAUGAUGUAACUACGAGACUGAAUGUAUAUUUGAUGCAAAUCAUGUAAUACAAACAUGCCAAGACAUGAAGGCGUGCAGCCAGUAUGAUCACGAAUUCACCAUUUGC
Molecule: messenger RNA, 1466 nt
Organism: Triticum aestivum (bread wheat)
Lineage: Eukaryota; Viridiplantae; Streptophyta; Magnoliopsida; Poales; Poaceae
Product: plant UBX domain-containing protein 10
Exons: 4
Coding region: 164-1354 (396 amino acids)
Biological process (GO): ERAD pathway
Cellular component (GO): endoplasmic reticulum
Molecular function (GO): ubiquitin binding
Source: RefSeq, a predicted model, not a curated record